Porites lobata is the source of this 3360-nucleotide messenger RNA. NCBI's taxonomy places the organism in Eukaryota, Metazoa, Cnidaria, Anthozoa, Scleractinia, Poritidae. The record is from the annotation of a GenBank genome assembly.
AUGGCAGGUCAAGGUCUUCUGUAUGUAAGAAUUGACCGAGGAUAUGAAUUCUUCUAUGCCCACAGUAAUCAUGGUUUGGAAACUUCCUAUUUGGAAAAGCCAGGAGAAAAUAACAAUCAUACUGUGAGUAUCCAUCCUGCACAUUCUGCCGACCAUAUACUGUUUUCCCCGAAGAUGGCGAGGAUAAACAGCCCAAAUUUCCUCAUUUGUAGAUACUUUGCUCCAGCCUGUUGCACAGAAACAACAAUCCUACAUUAAGGAUACUACUGAUUUUAUAAAUUUUAUAAAAAACAAAGAUAGGCCAGGAUGCUAUUUUAGUAUCAAUGGAUGUUUGGCUUAUAAAUGAACAUACCACAGGAAGAGGGAACAGUAAUAGUACGUAAAACAUACGAGUUGUUUCACAAUAAUGACCCUCCAAUUCCCACACACUGCCUCAGAGAAAUGCAACAGAAAACUCAUUUGAGUUCAAUGGAAACAAUUAUCUCCAAACCCAUGGGGUUGCAAUGGGCACAAAAACAGCAGUGGCUUUUGCAAAUAUCUAGAUGGCAGAGAGUGAAACAAACCUAAUCCAACAAAGUAACACCAUGCAAGCCAAAACAAUGGAAGCGAUAUAUUGAUGACGUUUUCUCCCUUUGGGACUAUAACAGAAAAGACAUGGAACUUUUAUUAAAGAAGCUAACAAUUUCCAUCCUACAACAACGUUCACAGCCGAAAUAUCAGAGAACAAAAUAACUUCCCUUGGUACAAUAGUUUUCAAAGGAGAGCGAUUCACAGAGAAAUCCAUCUUGGUCAUCAAAACUCACUAUAAGCUGACUGAAACCUUUCAAUAUACACACUUUGCCUCGUGCCACCCAAGAGGCUUCAUUAAAGGCGGGGCAAUAAGAUUGCUCCGAACAAACUCUUCAAAAACAAUAUUUGAUGAGUGCCUUGCGAAGUUUAAACAAUGCCUCGAAGCACGAGGGUAUCCUAAACAAGAUAUAGAAAGGCCGUUGUCAGAGGUCAACUCUGACCUUACACAAUAAUUAUUGGCCCUAAAACAAAAGCAAAAAAGUAAAGAGAGACUAUUGCCUUUCGUUAAAACAUAUCACCCAGCAGUACAAGAUCUUAAAAAGACAUUGAUGGCAAAUGGAAGUCUAAUAGAAAAUCAGCCUCUGCUGGAAACAAUUUUUAGAAGACCUCUGAUCAUAUCCUACAGAAGAGGUAAAUCUCUGAGAGACAUGCUUGUGAGGGCAAAAAUGUAACUUGAAGGCAUUUGAUGAUGUGACGCAACCACAAAAACCACGUUGGGAGUCCGUGCAGGUCUGUCUUUGACUUCUUUUAACAAAGAAAUGCGAUUCCAUAACAACGUCAAGGGGCACAUUUGUAAAUGUGUCUGCAAGUGAGUUUAAGGCAAUUAUGUCCAAUGGUUGGAUUUCACCUGGCUCUUGCAAUGUUUGAAUCAAAGAAAUAGUUUGGUCUACUACUUCAGCAAGGACCCCUGCAUCUAGGUUUUGCUCUUCAACAUCCUGCAAGAUAGCUUCUACUUUUUGAAGAAAAGACUCCAAAAACUUGGGAAGAUCACUUCCCAAAUCAACAGCAUCAACAUCUGCCAUAGUUGUCAGUUAUGAGUUCUGGCCCUCUUCUCCUAGUCAGCUCGGGUUGGCCAUGCUCGCGCCAAGAAGAUUAAAGAAAUUCCUGGAGGAUUGAACUAGUUUUUGGAUGGAAUGAAUGAAUAUUUACGUGAUUGGAAUGAAUGAAUAUUUCAGUGAUUGGAUUGAAUAAAAUAUUUCAGUGAUUGGAGUGAAUGAAUAUUUAGUCAUGAUUAAAUUGAACUGAUAAACAUAGCAUUAAAUUGAAUGCUUAUUUUUUUCUUUAAAAAAAAUUUCAAAGAUAAAUUAAAUGGCAUUAGGCUAAUAUGACUGGAUUGAAUAAAUUUUUGACUUGAUUGAAUUUUGCUACAAACGGCUUCCCAUUUAGGUAAGUGUUAAUGUAAUGAAUAAUUUUAGAUAGGAUGCCAUGCCCCUUUUAAAGUACUUUCAGUUAUACAGCUAUGGAAUUGAUUAUAUAAAAAGGUCAGAAAAAGAGCAUUUUUAGGGUGGAAUCAAAAGAUUCAAAAUGUCACUGUGAUUAGCUACAUUGUAAUGUGUAUUUCUAUGGAUGGAACGAUGCCUUUGGGGGAAACACUAACAGAGAAAAUAAUAGAUGUUACAUUGGUAUUACUGAAAGUGUACAAUAGGGUACCAAAAAUGGGCGCAGAUGUCAUAACUCUGUACUUCCAUCUCGUCAAUACUUAUCUCCAUGCAAUUAUUAUAGCGGAGGUCCAUGUGCACGAAGUGCGCGCAAGCGUAGCCCCUUACCUAAGAAAAUGUGGUACUUUAGCCAUCCGAGAAAUUUUGAUAAAACAUGACUGUACGCCCAUCCAUUUGUCCACACAACAGGUACAUGAUUGUAUACCAAUGAAAACUAACUCAAUCAACAGGUUUGGCACCCAAAUGCAACAUGAGGUUAUUUGGGCAGAAAAUUGCCUAGCCACCCCCAUCUUGUGAAGCAGAGACAACCAAAGAGUCAAUAAAGCAAAAAAGGAAAGUGGAAAUUGUUUCUGUAUCCUUGCUGUCUAAAGUAUUAAGCAUAGAUUAAUAUUGUCAUAUCCACGAAUUGGAAUAUACUAGAGAAAGAGAAAGACAGAGAAAAAGAGAAAAUAGGCGACAGCCAAGCAAAGAUCAAUGAGAAAAAGAGCGACGGAGAACUAGAGCAAGAGAUAAGGAGCCAUUUUUGUACGCAGGGGAAGAACAAACAUUUAAUUCGCUAAUUCCUGGAGACAUUCUAGGCUGUAAUCUAAUUGGGGCACUUUUGCAUCAGAUCACAAAUGGACAAACAAUGCCGUUGAAUGAAAGGCGCAAACAUUCAUACAUUGUAAGUGUUUAGCAUCUAGCUCUUCUUCUCUUUAUUUUAAAAAAGAUAAACUUCAAUGUCGGCAUGUUAAUGGAUGUUCUUACAUUUAGAUGAGUGACCGUGAUUGCUGAAUAUUUACAAAAGAAGAUUUUUAUAUGUCAACUUUUGUUGAAUACUAAUAAAGUAUCAGUUGCAUUUUGUAUUUCUUGUGGUUUUUACUCCGCUACUAUAAGGCCUCUUGUCAACUCCUUUAUGUCUCAUGAUUAAAUAUAAAAGCUGUUUAUCGUGUGGACGGCAGCGCUCCUGCAGCUCUCAGUGUCGCUACCGCAGCGUUCACGCAGUCACAAAAAUGCACUGCUGCAGCGAACGGAAAACAGCGUUCGUGCAACCUUUCUGCAGCGCUCGUUGCAGCGCUAAUAAGUCGCUAAAGCAGCGCUGUUUUAACGUCUUCUGUAUCGUACGGGGAGCGACAGAGAACUAGAGCAAGAG